CGCGUCCUCACAGCACGAAGAAAAAACAUAGAACAAUGAACCUGUUACAUACAGACAUACUGGCGUGCUGCUUUGAAUCGUUCGUGCUCACGCAGAUCCAUGGAGACGAAGGCCAAGGACGCAUGGCGCCUGCCGCUGGUGCUCUUCCUCGGCCAGCUCGUGGCCUUCUCCAUGGCCGCCUGCAGCUUCGCCUCCUCUUUCAUUGCCAAUCUGGGAGUUGAUGCACCGCUCGCGCAAUCAUUCUGCACACAUCUCCUGUUGACCUUGGUUUAUGUGCCGAUCCUCCUGCGUCGACGGCAGAAGCUGCGAAUACCUUGGUAUUGGUACUUGGCGCUGGCCUUCGUCGAUGUCCAGGGGAACUACCUGGUUACCGAGGCGUACCAGUACUCAUCCAUCACCAGCGUAACGUUGUUGGAUUGUUGGACUGUUGUAUGGGUCAUCAUGCUCACCUGGUACGUGCUAGGCACAAGGUAUUCUUUCUGGCAAUUUCUGGGGGCAACCACCUGUGUGGCUGGGCUAGCGCUUGUGCUCCUUUCAGAUGCAAAAUCACCAGAUGCACAAGAUCCAGAUAAAAUGCCACUUCUAGGAGAUGCACUUGUCAUUGCCGGGACAGUUUGUUAUGCAUUUUCUAAUGUCGGGGAGGAACACUGCGUCAAGAAGAACGACAGAGUAGAACUUGUCGCGAUGCUUGGACUAUUUGGGAUGCUUGUCGGUACAAUUCAGAUACUUAUAUUCGAAAGGAAGAGCAUAGAAGCAAUUGCCUGGUCUCCAACAAUGAUAAGUUUGUUUGCAGGAUACGCCGUUGCAGGAUUUAUAUUCUACACCAUUACUCCUUUUGUCCUAAAGAUGAGUGGAGCAACAUUGUUUAACCUCUCACUCUUAACAUCUGACAUGUGGGCAGUCGCCAUUCGAGUAUAUUUCUAUCAACAACAGAUAAACUGGUUGUACUAUCUAGCAUUCACAGUCGUGGCCAUUGGGUUGAUCAUCUACUCACUAAAUGAGAGUUCUUCGGUCGAUGGAACAGCUACAAGUACAGAAGCAGCAGCUCACUAUCAACAACUUCCAAGUGAGGAUAACUCAACAGGAAGUGGUUCUAAUUUGGAUAGAGAAGAAAGGAAGCAACAAGAAGCUCACAUCUGUUAAGGGCGCCAAUGUACAAAGUCAGCUCCAUGGUUGCAACAUCAAAUUUCUUAUUGCGCCUGGGCUGUGACAUCCUUGCAAGUAAGGGCGGCUGCUCAGAAGAAGCAACAUAGAUUUCAUGUGCUAAGCCCUCUGCAGAUUCAUAAAGGAUCUCUAUAUCUUAGUCGACUGAGAAUCAACCAAUUCUCAGUUGAUUUUACUGAUUUGUUCAUGAAAAAUCUAAAACUAUGUUUACCAUGAUACAUAUCCUGUUCAUCUAGUGCAAAAAACUGCAGUGUUUGUUCUCAGAGUUAAGAAAUGUAUGAAAUCUUGCACGGAUCUCACUGUCA
Hordeum vulgare subsp. vulgare (domesticated barley) is the source of this 1469-nucleotide messenger RNA. Its product is annotated as solute carrier family 35 member F2-like. The record is from RefSeq and is a predicted model, not a curated record. NCBI's taxonomy places the organism in Eukaryota, Viridiplantae, Streptophyta, Magnoliopsida, Poales, Poaceae. Bases 100 to 1143 code for a protein of 347 amino acids. The transcript is spliced from 11 exons. Gene Ontology annotation, molecular function: transmembrane transporter activity. Gene Ontology annotation, cellular component: membrane. Gene Ontology annotation, biological process: transmembrane transport.